AUGCAGGUUUUCCAGCAUGUAUACCAUAGUUUUCAUUCGACCUCGAUGUCGUUAAUGUGUUGCUAUUCCCAGUGGGCUGCUGGUCACAAUGUCAGCUGGGAAGCUGCUGACUCUAGCGGAAGCCUUUUUUGGGUGUGUGGACAUCACGAGUUAGGUACGGCAAGCGGGAGUGGAGGCUCUGGAAUAACCAUACGUUCUUACGUGCAAAUCGGAGUUUCGAUGCUGAGGAAGGAAGCGAGGGAAAUUGACUCGCUCUGGGCCAAUAAAGAUGAGUUCGUGGGGGAGCAUGUUGCAGCCCGUAUUGCGCGGAGCAUCAAUCAGUACCCUACUGAUAGCCUCGUGGACCAGUGGAUACUCGAUGCCAAACGAAUGCAUACGCAGCGGAAAGUACUCCAUGAAGAGAAGUCAGCGUCGCUACGGGCGCUUGCAGAAGAAUGGGAGAAGCGGCUUAUCUCAGGCGCAUUGAUUCAGGAGGACUCAGGAGAAACCGGUCGCCACCAUAAACGUCAAAGGAAGCCAUCAUCAGGCGGACUCGCGACAAUAUCCGUGUCAAGUGCUCCAUCUGUGAGCAGUGCUUCUCAGGCGGCCCAGUCGGAAGGCUCACUUAGGGGAACAGUUCUUGGCAGCUGUGUCGAGCUGCCAGGAAUGGGCAGUGUUCCCUAUGUCAAACUCGCAAUUCAGAAAUUGAGGCGAGAGGCCCAUAAUUUGAUUUUUAGAUGGCAGAGCAUAGAAACGUAUAUAAGGUUAAGGAUUGUCGAAAACAUGCUGGAAAAAAAGAAUCGAAAUCCGAGUCCGGCCCAAGUCUGGCACUGGAUUGCCCUGGCGCGACAAAGUUACUCCCGCUUCGGACCACUGCGCACUCAGGAAGCUGCAGACUUGAACAGCGUAGCCGAUGAUCUUGAAACAAGGGCUUCAGCAGCGGGCCUCUUGGUACGAAGCCCGCAGGAGGCACCUGUGCAUGGAUCAGAGCUUGUCCGCGGCCAGCCAGCGCCAGCGUCGGAAGGAGUCUCAUGUGGUGCUGAAGUGACGUUCGCGCACCUUGCCAUCGAGCACUUACGGAGACAGGCAGAGGAGCUAGAUGCCACAUGGGGCAGUGCAGAAGAGCAUUUUGUUGCCACGCGCAUUGCCUAUCGCAUCGCGCGUGCGAAUGCUCCACCGCCGCACCCCGGCAAACAACAAGAAUGGGCAUUCCAGGAUCGCACAACAUUCCGUGCCGCCCGCGCCGUGCACCAACGGAAGGCACAGCACAUCAGAGAUCAAGCGGACGCCUUAGAACAGGAACUCCGCGAUCUGCUCUCUUCGACACCAAGCCGUGCAGCAGAACCUGCGCGUGAAUCUGCAUCUACUGCGGGACAGUCCUCCGAGCUCCCCUCAGGCAAAAGGAGACAGAAACGGAAGCACCUAUCUCCGAGCGGCUCCGGUAGCUUUGGAGAAGGCCCGUCACGUGGCGGUGCUACGCUUCCGCCCCUGUCCCUUUGGUUGACUCCAGUCUCCACCUUCCGCCUGUGGAGACGUCAGAGGAGACUCCGGACGGCGCAAGUCACUUCCGGGCCAGGCUCUGCGUCACCCGCAUCUCUACAGCUCCACCCGACUGAGGCAGCCUCCGAAAAAGCGUCUGGCCAUUCGCUACCAACGCCAGUCCCUGCGACACGGAGUACUGGCGUUCCGCUGCCACCAGCGGCACUGGCACUGUCCACCACCACACCCUUACACCCUGCCGGAUCAGGGAGUAGCGCUGGUGUGCCCGCAGCGCCCCAGCCCAAAAAGCGCCGACUCCUCGAUUUUGUGUCUGCUCAAGCCGCCGCACACCAACUAGCGCCCCAGAUGCACACCCCGCCACCUGGGCAAAUUUCAGGAACGUCAACACAGAUCCCAUCCGAGCAUCUGCCGCUGGGACCGCUAGAGGCGUCAGGCCCGUCACUGACAUCAUUUCUGUCAACGGGACACGCCACACCGUUUGGCCCGGUUUCUGAGAUCAUUCCACCUAGGUGUCUGCCACUCAAAAAACGCCCACUCCGGGAACCGGCAGCAACCAUCCAGAGUCCGACUGCCGACGUUGCCACCAGCGGGCCGCGCCGUGUCUCCUCGGAUUCGCUUACGGUAUCAAGCACUUCGCCUGGAUCUCAUUCUCAAGCACCGGCUUCUACGGAUUCACCGGCACCGACGUCGGCGCCACAUGGUGUGCGCGGUGUAGGGCCGCAUAUACGACGUGGCGCGCCAGAACCUCGGUGA
Toxoplasma gondii ME49 is the source of this 2232-nucleotide messenger RNA. RefSeq names its product KRUF family protein. Bases 1 to 2232 code for a protein of 743 amino acids. Lineage: Eukaryota; Apicomplexa; Conoidasida; Eucoccidiorida; Sarcocystidae. The record is from RefSeq and is a predicted model, not a curated record. The transcript is spliced from 4 exons.